This is a messenger RNA of Amyelois transitella, 7070 nucleotides long. It is a transcript of the gene yl, whose product is annotated as vitellogenin receptor. The coding region runs from base 1 to 6933 and encodes 2310 amino acids. The transcript has 38 exons. The record is from RefSeq and is a predicted model, not a curated record. Gene Ontology annotation, molecular function: calcium ion binding; protein binding. Lineage: Eukaryota; Metazoa; Arthropoda; Insecta; Lepidoptera; Pyralidae.
AUGAAAGUCCCCAUGGCAUUGUUUAUCGUCCUGCUGUCGUGGCUGGCGUUGGGCCGCGGCCAGUUCCAGGACGAAAUGCAGGACUUCGACAGGUCCUGCCUGGGGGAAGACAAGUUCCGGUGCGGCGAUGAUACCUGCAUUUCUCAGGAACAAUAUUGCGACGGUAGAAUGAACUGCGCGGACGGCUCCGACGAGAAUUUUUGUAUCGAACACUCACCUGACCCGAAAACAUGCGCGCAGUCAUCGCAUUUCCUCUGCGCAGACAAAAAAAAAUGCAUCCCCAAUCAUUGGAUCUGCAACAGUCUGAACGACUGUGAUGACGGCAGUGACGAAUUGAAAUGCGAUGCGCCGCAGACGCCUCUGAGUGCUCAGAAUAAAUCAUGCAUGGGGUUCACAUGCGACGGUGAUAAGUGCAUAUCUGACGCCUGGGUCUGUGACGGCAAAUACGAUUGUAAGGACAAGAGCGACGAGUCACAAAAGAAUUGCAAGGGGAACCUCCGCCGUAUAAGAUACGUAGACAUGAACCUAUGUGACGGCAUCAAGGAGUUCUCAAAGAACAUCACGAAAAAUUACCGUUGCAUCGACUCCUCAUACUGCCUGCCCUACGAUAAGAUGUGCGACGGAAUGGCGGAUUGUCGCGACGGCAGCGACGAGGGCGGCUUCUGUGCACGAUGGUUCACAGCAUGCUCAAAAGGGGUGUGCGAAGGGAAUGCAUCUUGUGUCCCAGAAAGAUACGGCUUUUUCUGCGCCUGCCCACUACUCAACAAGCAAGUUUACGAUUACAAUACGAACACGUGUAAGGACAUAGAUGAAUGUGACGCGAUCAAGCCGGUCUGCUCCCAAACCUGCAUGAACACCCUUGGAAGUUUCUACUGCCUGUGCAAACCUGGUUAUACCCUUCAAAAUGACGUCAUGUGUUAUGCGAAUGAACCCGAAAAACAACUACUGUUCUACAGUACUAAAGAUGAGAUUGGAUAUAUAUCAAUACAGUCAAAAACACAAGUGACUUUGGCUACUGGUGUCAAACAGGCCCAUGGCGUAACGUAUGAUGGAAACCACGUGUUUUGGGUGGAAACCGCUGAGGGUCACCAAGCUAUAUACAAAGGUCAUUUAGACAACAUCGAAGGUACUAAACAGGUGAUCGUAAGUCUAGGUUUGCAAGACCCGGGUGACUUGGCCCUGGACUGGUUGGGGGGCCACAUUUACUUCACAGACGCCGAAAGAGGCAUGAUAGCCGUUUGCCGCACCGAUGGAGCCUUCUGUACGAUCUUACCAGUGAUCACUCACAGCCCCAAGUUCGUCACCUUGGAUGUUGAACAGGGGAAAAUGUACUGGGCGGACUUCUUCGGCGUGCCUCUCAUCAUGCAGGCUAGGAUGGACGGCACCAACUCGGAGGUCCUGGUGGACAGGCUGUCAACCGUCGCGACCGGCCUCACCGUGGACGCCGCAAGCGGCAGGCUUUACUACGUCGACAAAACCAUUUAUGUUGUCCGGCUUGAUAACAGACAGGUUUACUCAUUCUUCAAGGACUCCUUCAACCACCCGUACUCUAUUGCGGUCUUCGAGAACACGGUGUACUGGAGUGACUGGACAUCCAGGUCCAUACAGACAAUGCACAAGCUGCAGGAGAAUGCGAGGAGCCGUUUGAUGGAUAUGAACGCUACGGUCUUUGAUAUGCAUUUUUACCAUCCAACGCUGGUGAAGCCGACCGGGAACCCCUGCUUCUUCCACUCAUGCUCUCACAUCUGUUUGAUCAGCUCCAAUGUGACUCGCACCUGUGCUUGUCCAGACGGCAUGGAAUUGGAUAGCAGUGGUUCUACAUGUGUUUAUAUAAAGAACUUCCGUCCACAAUACCUUGUAGUGGCAGCUGGGGCCACUUUCACGAAAAUUGAGUACAAUAACCUUCACAACCCGGAGAUUAACAGCGUGCACUUCAACAUAGCCUGGGUGCGCGCCAUGGCUUAUGACAGGGUCAGAGAUGUACUAUACAUAUAUGACGGAGGAAGGAAAAUUAUUAGCAACAUUAAUAUGACAGACUUUUUGCUGGGCGUCCCUCACACAGUCAUUGACAGCGGAUUGGUCGACGUGGUGCAUAUGGAUUAUGAUUACGUGUCCGACAACUUAUACGUGUUGGACGCGGGUAGGAAGGUGAUGGAGGUGGUGUCGCUCAAGAACCACAACAGGGCGUUGCUGCACAGGUUCAAAGACGAGGAGGUCCCUAUGAGUUUCUGCAUUGUGCCUUUAUACGGGAAAAUGUUAAUAUCAGUCCGAGACACAGAGCUCAGCACGGACGUCCGCAUCAUCUCAAUGGGACUGGAUGGCGGCAACAGGAGGACCAUCAUCAAUAACGAUCUGAUAGGUCCACAUACAAGCCUACAGUACUCCUUCAUGCAAGACACCAUCUAUGUAGCAGAUGAGGGUAACAACAUCAUAGAUGAAAUGAGUACUGAAGGAACCGAACGCAGGACAUACAGGGCGUUGUCCACGUCAGUCAUGGAGCUGGCUGUGACUGACACCUUCGUGUUUUGGACGGACAAACUGACCCAUCGAUUGUUUUGGGCAGAUGUGACUAGUCGCUCUCAGCGGAUCAGGAGAAUACAAUUGUCGAUCUUCCCCAACGACACUCGGCUCCACAUACUGGCGACGGACCAACCUAUCAGUUCCCUACUAAACAAAUCACUCAUGAUCCAUCCCUGCGCCACUAACAAUAACUGCUCACACAUUUGUGUCCAAACCACUCACGGGUACCCGCCUCGGAUUCAGCCCACGCCUUUCAAAAUGGACUACAAAUGUCUAUGCCCGCCAAACUUGAUACUUGUCAAUGGUGUAUGUAGAGAAUUGAAGGAAUGUAAAAGUGCAACGCAAUACUAUUGUCACGCGAGUAACGAAUGCAUUAUGAAAAGUAAGCGGUGCGACGGGACCAAGGAUUGCAAGUACGGGGAAGAUGAAAAAGGCUGUGAGGUACAGACUAAAGUCAGCGCCGGUAUGGAAGGAAAAAAAAUAGACCCGACUCCCUUAGCGUCGGGAAGUAACGUGGGGACUCCGCCUAUUGAGCCCCCAAGUCUGGAAUCAAAACCGUCACCCGAUGUGGAAUCCCCGGAAAAAGCUGUCUGUCCUGUCAAGUCAUCAUCAAAAAUUCCAGUACAGACUAAAGUCAGCGCCGGUAUGGAAGGAAAAAAAAUAGACCCGACUCCCUUAGCGUCGGGAAGUAACGUGGGGACUCCGCCUAUUGAGCCCCCAAGUCUGGAAUCAAAACCGUCACCCGAUGUGGAAUCCCCGGAAAAAGCUGUCUGUCCUGUCAAGUCAUCAUCAGAAAUUUCAACACAGACUAAAGUCAGCGCCGCACAGACUAAAGUCAGCGCCGAUAUGGAAGAAAAACAAAUAGACCCGACUCCCUUAGCGUCGGAAAGUAACGUGGGGACUCCGCCUAUUGAGCCCCCAAGUCUGGAAUCAAAACUGUUACCCGAUGUGGAAUCCCCGGAAAAAGCUGUCUGUCCUGUCAAGUCAUCAUCAAAAAUUCCAGUACAGACUAAAGUCAGCGCCGGUAUGGAAGGAAAAAAAAUAGACCCGACUCCCUUAGCGUCGGGAAGUAACGUGGGGACUCCGCCUAUUGAGCCCCCAAGUCUGGAAUCAAAACCGUCACCCGAUGUGGAAUCCCCGGAAAAAGCUGUCUGUCCUGUCAAGUCAUCAUCAAAAAUUCCAGUACAGACUAAAGUCAGCGCCGGUAUGGAAGGAAAAAAAAUAGACCCGACUCCCUUAGCGUCGGGAAGUAACGUGGGGACUCCGCCUAUUGAGCCCCCAAGUCUGGAAGCAAAACCGUCACCCGAUGUGGAAUCCCCGGAAAAAGCUGUCUGUCCUGUCAAGUCAUCAUCAAAAAUUCCAGUACAGACUAAAGUCAGCGCCGGUAUGGAAGGAAAAAAAAUAGACCCGACUCCCUUAGCGUCGGGAAGUAACGUGGGGACUCCGCCUAUUGAGCCCCCAAGUCUGGAAUCAAAACCGUCACCCGAUGUGGAAUCCCCGGAAAAAGCUGUCUGUCCUGUCAAGUCAUCAUCAAAAAUUCCAGUACAGACUAAAGUCAGCGCCGGUAUGGAAGGAAAAAAAAUAGACCCGACUCCCUUAGCGUCGGGAAGUAACGUGGGGACUCCGCCUAUUGAGCCCCCAAGUCUGGAAUCAAAACCGUCACCCGAUGUGAAAUCCCCGGAAAAAGCUGUCUGUCCUGUCAAGUCAUCAUCAGAAAUUUCAACACAGACUAAAGUCAGCGCCGGAAUCCUAGUUGGCGAACAUGAAGCAGAAGUUGUUUGUCCGGAAAAUAAAGCAAAUUGUUACGGAAAAUGUAUUCCUAAACAUUGGCACUGCACGCUUACACUUAUCACCAAUUCAGAAUCAGUCUUGAGAUGUCCGGAUGAUGAUAAAUUUAAUUGUAAAAAUACGACCCUUUGCCUGGAUCGUUCGGUUUUGUGCAAUGGAUAUAAGGAUUGCCCAGAGCAUGAUGACGAGAACCCAGACAUCUGUGGCACUUGGACUUGUCUAGAUGAUGAGUUCAUGUGCACCACAGGAUCAUGUAUCAUGAACUCAUUCCGAUGUGACGGCGAAGACGAUUGCACAGAUGGAUCUGAUGAGAAAAACUGCGGUCGCAAGGUAUGCAGUGUAGGUCACUUCAUGUGUCGUAACAAAGAAUGUAUAAAUAUCAAACUGAAAUGCGACGGUGUACCUAAUUGCAAAGACAAUUCUGACGAAGUUGAUUGUAAAGAGCCACUUAUAGAAUCCAACGAGGUGGAUGUACCGCAAUGCGCUGAAGAAGAGCACGCUUGCGAACUAAACAGGACAAUAUGCAUACCUGCUACUGCUCGAUGCAACAAUAAAUCGGAUUGUCCUAGUGGCACCGAUGAGCUAGACUGCGAUGAUUUUUGCGAACCUCGGAAGCUGUUCCUUUGCAAGCAGGGGUUAAAAUGCAUUGAGUAUAAAAAAGUGUGUGAUAGCAGAAAAGAUUGCGAAGACGGAUCUGACGAAAUAGCGGAAUCUUGUGCAAAAGUAAACCGUACUUCGUAUAUUCAGCCAAGGACGGUGUUACCGAGAGACCAAUGCCGCAACGGUUUCUUGUGCAACAGCUCGCAGUGUUUGGAGUGGAAGGAAGUCUGUGACAAGACGAUCCAUUGUUCCGAUGGCACAGACGAGGAUGGGCAAUGUGAAACGGCGUGCAAGAACCACACCUGCGACUACUUCUGCCACGCCACGCCCUCCGGCCCCGUCUGCUUCUGCCCUGAAGGCCAGACCUUGUACAGAGACGGUCGGUCCUGUGUCGAUGUGGACGAAUGCGAGAACGACGUGUGCCCGCAGUACUGCUACAAUGUCAGGGGAUCUUAUUUGUGCUCCUGUUACCAUGGAUACGCUUUAAGGUCAGACCACCACAGAUGUAAAGCGCUCAGGGGUGAAAUGGAAAUCGUGUUCGUAUCCAGUAAUGUGGUGCAAUCCGUGACCGUGAAGGGAUUGCCCCACAUUGAGUAUGUGGACGAGACUUCAACGAGGCUUACCGACAUUGAUAUCGAUUAUAGACGCAACAAUUUGUACGUGGCCGUACCUGAUAGACAGAAGCUGGUUGUGGUUACUGGGCCGGACAGGACCAAUGUCACUGUCAUCACCAACAUUGGUGAACCAACCAGGGUUGCUGUGGAUUGGGUAACCGGCAACGUUUACUUCUCUGACGAGGGCCCGGACAGCUGCAUACGGGUGUGCAACGUCGAGCUGAUGAAAUGCGCCAGGCUGCAGAGGCUGCCGCUCAUGGGGCGGGUUAAGGUAACAUCACUAGUGGUGGACCCGAGCUCCGCCCGCAUGUUCUACUGCGUCACGCACGCCGGCGAGUCGGUGGUGUGGCAGGCUUCCCUCAGCGGGAAGGAUAUAUUCGAACUGCUGUACGUCGGCAACUGUUCCGGGCUGGCGGUGGACACGUUCCAAAAGAUACUAUACGUGGCUGAAACUGGACCCACUAAGCUGACUAAGAUCAGUUAUGACAGGGAGGCUCGUUUCAGCAAAAAAGUAUUCCACGGACAGUCGCAUUUCGACGCGCCCCACAACUUGGCGCUCCACGAGGACUAUAUUUACUACCAAGUCGGGCGCACCUCUCAACUCGGCCGUUGCGAACUGUACGGCGCCAAGAAAUGUACGCCGUUCAUCGUCAGGAUGGCGCACGCGCACACGUUCGUUAUCAAACAGGAGAGCGUGCAGAGGAGCGAUAUUGUCAACUCGUGCGUCGGGGUUCCGUGUUCGAAUCUGUGCGUUUUGGACGCGUAUAAGCCGUUAUGUCUGUGCAAUAAUGGCAGAAUAGCGAGGAAGGAUGGCAAGUGUGCGGUAACUGAUAAUAACAAGCUGCCGCUUUUCAACGACUCGACAGGCGAUACCUUUAUCAGUUUAUUUGUGAUUAUGGUCUUCUGUAUCUUUAUUCCUGUUGCAACUACCUUCUGCAUUGGUUAUAUUGUAUGGAACGUCUGCCCGAUUUUAUGCUGUAAAAAAUGGAAGAACAGAGAUAGGACUUACGUGGGUGUGUCAUAUAGACAAGCGGCAGCCGCAGAACCCACCCCAUCCGGUUCCGCUAUAGAUUCUCCCACCACUCUGGAACAGCCGGAUUCCCCUUCCGUAGAGUUCAUAGAAACAGAGCCGUCAACACUCUCACCGCGGGCUCGUAUAAAUCUUAGAAGUAAUCCGUUGGAAUAUUUCCGACAGAACAUGAGGGAUUUCUGGCAUAACUCUGUACGAAGAUACAGGAGAAGAGGCACGCCACAUGCUCAACCUGCCCAGGAAUUUUCAAAUGAGCCAGACCCAGAGCCGACGACGUCUACAACUCGGUCCCCGCCUGCAGCGUUUUCAGACACGGAGUCCGACAUGGACGAGAAGGACAGCCGCGUUGUCACCUCGCAGAGCUCUCUUACGCCGGAAUAAAAAAAAAUAGGCAUACGAAACGCUUUAUUGCCAAGCCCUAAAUUUCGCGCCCUAAUUUAAAAAAAUAUGGAUGAAAAUACUUUUUGGUAUUAUUUCGAGAGCCGAUGUUUGCGGAACCGAAGAAUGCAGCCGGAAUU